Messenger RNA from Platichthys flesus (European flounder), 1439 nucleotides. RefSeq names its product DEP domain-containing mTOR-interacting protein. Gene Ontology annotation, molecular function: protein binding. Lineage: Eukaryota; Metazoa; Chordata; Actinopteri; Pleuronectiformes; Pleuronectidae. The record is from RefSeq and is a predicted model, not a curated record. The transcript has 9 exons. Gene Ontology annotation, biological process: intracellular signal transduction. The coding region runs from base 1 to 1221 and encodes 406 amino acids.
AUGGAGCGAACAAGUAGCAUUAGGAGAAAAGCCAUGGGUAGGCGACACAAGGCCGAAGUCAUGAUUGCUGGAGAACAACUCAGGUUGAGACUUCACGAUGGAAAACAGAUUAAGGAGCGACGCUACCACCUGCGUACGUAUCCCAACUGUUUUGUCGCACAGGAGCUAAUAGACUGGCUGGUGAGCCAUAAGGAAGCUCCAGAUAGAGCAACAGCUGUCUGUCUCAUGCAGCACCUCAUGGACCAUGACAUUGUUCAUCACGCCUGUGAUAAGAGGUCAGUAUUCAAGGAUGCCAAACUGCUUUACCGCUUUCGGAAGGAUGAUGGCACAAUUCCCUUUAAUUUAGAAGUGAAGAUCUUCAUGAGAGGACAACGGCUGUAUGAACACCUCAUAGGGGAGAAGAACUCCUUACUGCAGCUGAGAGAGGAGCAUGGUGUUGCAUAUCAGCGUGCCUUUCCUGGCUGUCAGUUGAUUGACUGGCUCCUUCAGAACGGAGAAGCAGAGAACCGGCGCCAGGGCGUGGAGUUGUGCCGUGCAUUGCAGGAGCAUGGCAUCAUUCGGCAUGUGGCAAACAAACACGACUUCUUCGACAGUGGCGUGCUCUAUCAGUUCUGCAUCAAUUUUCGCCGCAGACGCCGACUAUCGGAACUUUUAAAUGAAGGCGAAGAAGACAACAGCACUGAAGGUGUGGCGGUGUCGACACAAGAAGACAACCACUCGGACAGUCCAUUUGUUGUGCCCAAAAACCCAUACCACGAGGGCAACAGUGCUUUCAACACUGUGGGAUCGAGUACAGCCCUGAAACUAGCUACAAGUGGGCACAGGGGCAGCUUGAAUUCCCUUCAGCUUCACUCUGCUGGAUUUCCACCUUUUGCCCAGUCAUCCUCCGCCUCAGUGGUGAGAUGCAACCCUAAAUCAGUGCUUACACGACAUGUUACAUGUGAAGAAUUAUCUGCGCCUGGUGCACCCUUCAUCAAGAAAGUGUUGACUGUGAUAGGAGACCCCCUGGGCUGGGGUUUUGUCGUCAGAGGCCGGGCUCCCUGUUAUGUGCAGGCCGUUGACCCUGGAAGUCCAGCAGCAGCUGCUGGAGUUAAGGUGCAGCAGUUUGUGUGCCAGGUGAACGGUCAGUGUGUUCUCGACCUGGACUACAGGACCAUGACCAGGCUGGUGAUGACUGGACCUCGCACUGUUGUACUGGAAGUGAUGGAACCACUGGAAUGACAACAAUUUGUCAGCUUCUUUGGACAUCUUCUGGAUUUUAAAUAUAAUGUUGUUGAACAUAUUUUGUGAAGGGGGCAGAGGUCAUGUGCUCAUUGGCAGGAAACAAACAAAUCAGAGAAUGUUUAUCUUGGUUUGAGCAAGAGUAAACAAUGCAAAUGGUUGUUUUUUUACGAACCUGAAUGCCCGAACAAUACUGUAUGUUUUUUGUAACUGAAAAU